Plasmodium falciparum 3D7 is the source of this 4086-nucleotide messenger RNA. RefSeq lists its product as uncharacterized. The record is from RefSeq and is a predicted model, not a curated record. Gene Ontology annotation, molecular function: protein-arginine N-methyltransferase activity. NCBI's taxonomy places the organism in Eukaryota, Apicomplexa, Aconoidasida, Haemosporida, Plasmodiidae.
AUGGUUUAUAAAAAACACAAUAAAAAAGGGACAGGACCCACAUAUAAAAAUUCUCACAAUAGGGAAAAUGAAUUAAAGAAAAAAAAAAAUACCAAAGCAAUCAAAAAAAAGAAUGAUACAGAUAUGAUCAAUAAUCAUCAGAAUACUGUUAUAUUAAAUCAGAAAGAUGAACAUAAUAUAACUUGUGGUUUAGAGAAUGGAAAAGAUGGUAAUUUAUUGGAUAUGGACAAAAAAAUGAAAUUGAAAGAAAAAGAUCCCAUCCUUUUUGAAGGGGAAAGAAACCCUAAUACAUUGAACAUCAAUAGCAAUUCAACAAAUGAAACAUUAAAUAUUAAUGUAUUAAAUAAGGAUGGAGCAAUUUUAUAUAAAGUACAAGAUGAGAAUAUGAACGAGGAAGAGAAAGAUAAUAAAAUAUGUGAUGUCAAUGUAUUACCAUGUAAUGGAAAAAAUGAAAAAAAAAAUCUCAAGAAUGAAAUGAAAAAAAAUAAGAAAUCGACAAAAUUAUAUGCUAAUAUUAAUAAUAAUGAAAAUAAUGAAAAUAAAACUGAACUUGAUAUAUAUCAAAAUGAAAUUAAGGAAUCAUAUAAAAUGAAUAAUAAAGGAUGCAAAAAAGUAAAUAAAAAUAAAUUGACAACAAAGGAAAAAAAAAAUAAAAUGGUUAAUACAAAUGUAUAUGAACAUAAUAAUUUUAACGAUAAUGUGAUGAAUGAUAAUGUUGAAAAUACCAUAUAUGAGAAUAAUAUAGAUUCUACAAAAAUGGAUAGUUAUCAAAAAAACAAUAAAACUUUAAAUGAGAAAGAGGACAAGAAUUGUUUUAUAAAAGAAAAUGAAGGAUCAAUAAAUGAUAUAAAUAAAGAAAAAGAAAUAAAUAAAACAAUGGAAAAUUGCAAUGAUAUAUUAAAUGGUCCCAUAAUAAAUGAGGGAGAUAAUGAUUAUACUCUUCUGAACAAUGUCAAAAAUAAAAAGAGGGAAUAUACAAGAAAAUAUAAAAACAAGAAAUUAUGUGCACAGGAUAGUGAAAAGAAUGAUCUAAAAGUAAACGAAGAUGAAGAAAAAAAUAAAAAAAAGUGUAUGAAAAGAAAAAAUAUUGAAGUACAAGAACAAGUGAAUUUGCAUGAAAAAAACGGAAAAGAUAUUAUUAAUAGUGAUAAUAAUAAGAUUAAUAAUGUUGUAGAUGAUAUUAUAUCUAAAACGGAAAAGAAUGUAAAUACAAAUGCGGAGGAUAAUGUUCAUGAAGAAAAAAAUGUUGCUAAACGUUUGGAAAAGGGGGAAAUAAAAAAUGCAAAGAGAAGUAAAAAAAUGAAGAAUACUAGUGUUAAGAAUGAUGAUAUGAUAAGUGAUAAUAAUAAUAUUAUUAGAAAUAUUAGUACAAUUACAACAAAUACUAAUAAUACUUCAGCAACUACUACUAAUACUUCAGUAACUACUACUCCCUUUAAUCAUAAUAAUAAUAACUAUAAGGAAGACAUUAAUAUUAGUGAGGAUAUAAAUAAAUGUCUUGGUGAAUUGAAAGAUAACCAAGAAAAGUCCCAGAAUGACAACACAAAUAAUGACAGUGGAGGAAAAAAGAAAUAUAGGAGACUUUUGAAAAAUUUAGAAAUUGAUUUAAGUAGCAAAAUUAUAGAUCAUGAUAUAUCGAAAAGGAUUAGAACAUGGAGUGGAAAUUUAAGUUUAAAAGAAAAAAUUAAUUAUUUUAUAAAAAAUAAUAUUGCAACUAAAACUGAAUAUAAAUAUGGAAAGAAACCUAAUACCUUAUCUAUAUGUAAUCAAUUUAAUUUAUAUAACCAUUUAACUAUGCUAAAUGAUUUUAAUAGAUUACAUUAUUAUAGAGCAGCUAUGAGAUGGACUGGACAUAAUGAUGUAUCAUGUGAAUCAAGUAGUAAUAAUUUGGUAGAGAAUGGAAAUAAUUGGACUAAUACAUGUUCUGUUAAUUCAAUAAGGAGUAAUAGUAUAAAUAUGAAUAAUUCAAACAAUGGUGAUAAUAAUACCUUAAGUUUAUGUUAUACUGAAAGUAUUAAUAGUAUGAUGAAUACUGCUAAUGUAAAUACAAUGGACAGCAUGAAUUUAUAUAAAUUAAAUAAUAUGAAGAGUGGGAAUAAUCCAUAUAUUUUUUUUGAAAAUAACAAAGGUUGUUAUGUUUAUAAUAAAAACAUUAUUGAAAUAGGGACUGGUCCAUUAUCCUUAUUAUCCAUUAAUGCUAUAUUAAACGGUGCAAAACAUGUAGAUGCUUUAGAGGUUAAUAAAGAUGCUUCUGAGAUGGCCAAAAAUUUAAUAGAAGGAUAUAAUUUAGAAGAUUAUAUUAAAAUUAUAAAUUGUUAUUCAAAGGUAUAUGAAUAUAAAGAAAACGAUAGUCAUAGAAAAUUAAAGAGAAAGAAUCUUUCAUAUAACUUUAAGGACAACAGUUUGGAUGAACAUUAUUGUCGUAAUUUUAAUUAUGAUUUAAUUAUAAGUGAAGUCAUUGGUGAUUUUGCUUCACAAGAAGGAGUGGCUGAUAUAUAUUUGGAUUUACAUAAGAAAAUAUUUUCCUAUAGAAAAUAUCAAGAAUAUUUAACACAUUGGAAUUCAUCGAAUAAUAGUACUACGGAGUUAUCCGUUUCAAAAAUGGAUUCCUUAAAAGAUAGGGAAUUGAGAAAUGAAGGAACAGAUACAAAAGUAGGUGUAACAAAAAUAAACGAAAAUGAUAAUAUAAAAUAUGACGAUAAAAAUUUAAGUAAUAUUAAUAGUGAGGAGGAUAAAAAUAACAAAAAAUUGAAUGUUAAUAUUAUGAAUAAAGAGAAGAAAUUAACAUACCAUCAAUUUUCUUCUAACAGCGAAUUAUAUAAUUGUGAAGAAUUCUUUAAUAUGAAUAUCAAAAGUAUUCCAUAUAGUGUUACCACAUUUUAUUGUCCUGUUAAGUUUCCAUAUACAGAUAAUAUAAUAUAUAAAAGUGAUCAAUAUCCUGAAAGAACUAUUAUUAGCCCUAAAAAUAAAUUAUUACAAUCUGUUACUUUAGAUUGGUCCAAUUUGACUUUAAAUAGUGAUGGAAAAGAAGAUACUACUGAUUUUGGUAUAUUAGAAUAUUUAUAUCUAGAACAAAAUAUAAUUAAUCAAGUAAUACAAAAGAGAAAUCAUAUAUUUUGUGUUAAGAAAAGUGGUCCGUUCUGUGGAUUCCUAAUAACUAUUGAUGUGGAAAUAAGAAAGGGUGAACAUUUUGGUACUAAAUAUGGAACAUGUGAUAGUUGGUACACUAAUAUUGUUUUAUUAAAAAAUGAAAUAAUGUUAGAAGAAAAUGAUUUAAUAAUUAAUAAAACAUAUACUAAUUUGUUAAAUUAUAAUGAGCAUUUUGUUGAUAAAAAAACAGUAUUAGUUUCAAGACCUUCCUAUACAUUUUAUGGAUAUAUAUUAAGACCAUUUAAUGAAUAUACUAAUUCGGAUACCAUUUCAGAAGAUGGAAAUACAAUGGAUGGUUCGUCUAAUUCUUUAUCAAAACAAUUAAAUAAUUUAUGUAAUGAGGAUAAUUAUAUAUAUUUGGAUGAUGAAUCUAUAUUAUUAUUGGAUCAAUUAACUUUUUACGAAAAAAAUAUAUUAUCCACAAGUACAUGUAAAGAAAAACAGGAAGGCUUAUAUGAUGAUAAAGAUAUGAUGAAUAACAUAUGUCAUACUGAUGAAGUAAAAAAUAUGAAGGAGGAUUUUGAUAAGGACACUAUAAAAGUGGAAAAAGAACAUAUUGGGAAAAAUUCAAAAGAAGAUGAAAGAUCUCAAAAAAUUAAAAAAAAUAAAUAUUUUGUGGUCAAAAAAAGAUAUAAGAAAAAAAAAAUGGAAUUAGAAGAUAUGGAACAUAAAAAACCGUGUAAUGAAAGCAAAGAAGUGUACGAAAAAGAUAUAGAAGAGAUUACUGAAAAUUAUAAUUUAAAUGCAGAAUUAUAUUUUGAGAAAUUAAAAGAUAAAAUUUUAAUAUAUAAAAAUAUAAAAUAUAGGAUAUUAACUUUUUAUGAUCCAGUGGUUAUUGAUUAUGAUGAACAAGCUACAGUGAUAUAUAAAAAGGAUGAUAUAUAUAAUAGUAAGGAAAAUAAUGUAAACAAAUUUGUGAAUAAUGUGUAUCAAUAA